AUGGCGAAGCUCACAUGCCUCGUCCUUGUAUUUGUAAGCUCGUCAGAGGCGCGAGCGACAAACGAGAUUCCAAUAAAGCAGGGCGGACAUGUCAGAGCUGCACGCCUGGCCCCAUGUGCCAGCACGAAUGACGGGUGGCUGCGCUCAAGGUGUGCGUUCGCAUGCAAGCGAGUGUCCAAGUGCACCAUCAACGAGGCUGCGGGCGAACCUCCAUGUCGGACCGGGAGUGGGGCACUGCCGCCGGCCCGACAAUGUCAUUAUUUCGAUCUUGGCAAUGCCGCGAAUUCGUUGCUGUCGGGCAUCAUUCCAGACCGCGCACUUACCCCAUGCAACUCCAAUCCCGCGGUGCAGCCUGGUCGUGUUGGCCAUCCAGCUUAG
Molecule: messenger RNA, 378 nt
Organism: Symbiodinium natans
Lineage: Eukaryota; Dinophyceae; Suessiales; Symbiodiniaceae
Source: the annotation of a GenBank genome assembly